Molecule: messenger RNA, 4138 nt
Organism: Calidris pugnax (ruff)
Lineage: Eukaryota; Metazoa; Chordata; Aves; Charadriiformes; Scolopacidae
Gene: MYBBP1A
Product: MYB binding protein (P160) 1a
Exons: 28
Coding region: 25-4014 (1329 amino acids)
Biological process (GO): regulation of DNA-templated transcription
Cellular component (GO): nucleolus
Molecular function (GO): sequence-specific DNA binding; transcription factor binding; RNA binding
Source: RefSeq, a predicted model, not a curated record
CGGCGGCAGCCCACGUGUGGCGCCAUGGCGGAGAUGGAGGGUACGGGCGCCGGUGUGGUGGCCGACCCCCACGGAGUGCUGCGGCAGGGCCGCGUCUUCCUCGACUUUUUUUGGGACAUCGCCAGCCCGGAGCGGGAGGUGCGGCUGGCGGCCACCGAGAACCUCCUGCGGCACUUGCGGGAGGGCAGGAAGGACGAUGAGCUGAAGUACGCUCUCAAGCGUCUGGUGGAAGGACUGGGAGCCACCCGGCAGGCCGCCCGCCCUGGCUUCAGCUUGGCCCUGGCGCAGGUUUUACAGGCUUUUGAGGAAAUCCCAUUGUGCAGUGUCCUGGAACAGAUAAAAGAAAGACACAGUCUGGAAAAGGGGAAAAAGAAACUUGUGAAAAAUGCUGCUUUUGGAAACUUUUUUGGAGUUAUGGCUCUGUUUCAAUCUGGCCGGCUUAUCAAGGACCAGAAGGCUCUGUUGGAGAGCAUCCAGCUUCUGCAGCAGCUGGUACAUCACCAAACACACCUCAGAGAUCUCCCUCGCAAAACUCUCAUUGACAUCAUCUCUGAGGUUCCUGAAACUGUGUUUGAGGAGGUUCUGUUUGGCAUCUUGCAAAGUGACCUCGCUUCAGCCUUCACAUCUCCAGACAACCUGCACCUUUUGCUCGUGGGCAUGCAGAAGUUCCCCGGUGUUCUGAAACCUCGAAAUCUGAAGAAGCUGUUUGGCUCAUCUACUGUUGUAAAUGAGGAAAAUAUCCCCAGACUUGUAGAGCUUCUGCAAAGCGUUGCCAAAUCUGAGAAGAAGGACAAGAAGUUGCCCAGUGUAGCAUUUGAUUUGCUACAAGUUUCACUGAAAGAAGGUGCCUUUGAACUGUUCUGGAAAGAAGGUGUAGAGGAUGGGCUAUUGAAGGAGAAAUCAGGACCUACGAGUUACAUGUGCUACCGGUUGCUGGGCAGUGCUCUCCCCUUGUUAUCUCUGGAUCAGCUACAGGUGGUUCUCAAAGGGAAGGUGAUGCAGCACUAUGGAGAACACAUGGUAACGACUCAGCUUCCAGAGCGAUUUAAGUUUGGUCCAGACAUGGAAGCGUAUCUAGAUGAAUUUCUGAGCGGCUGUGAUGACCUGGAGAAGCAGCUGGCAGUGGUCAUCGGCUUCUCUACUCUCACCAACCAAGGCAGUCCAGUGUUUCCCAGCUCUUCCAAGGUAGUCAGACACCUGCACCCGGUGGCAUUGCAAAAAUACGUUGACUGGCUCAAAGACAUGUUCCUCAGGCCAGACUUGGACUGUUGUUUAGACUUCUCAAGUAACCGGCAAAAGCACAACCGGGAAAAUGUAAACAUAGCACACCUUAAGGCUACUCGAUUAAGAAAAUGGAUCAUGCAUCGACUUUCUACCAUCAUUGAAAGUUCAGCGAAAAAAGAAGAGAGCCUCGUGAUGGACAUUUCCAGGUUUUGCUUCUUCCAUGCUUUCUUUGAGACUAAGAAGAAGACCGCCCAAAUAUGUGAGACGAGUGUCCUUCCAGCAGAGCCCCUAGAUGGACAGUUUCAUUCAAUGGUAGAAAACUGUUUCUUUGGGUUACUUCAGACUUUAAACACCUUGACUGUUUUGGGGGAUACAGCAAAGGCUGCAGCCUUGAGGGAGAAGCACAUCCAUGGUGUGACUGCAGAUGGGAAGCUGUGGAUCUUUCUCCUUGUUGAGUAUGCCAACAAGCUGCUCUCCAGUGAGCAUGUCAAAGCUGUGAAGCCUUUAACCAAGGAGCAGAGGGAUGCCUGGGAGAGAACACUUGAGUCUGUGAAGAAUCUGCAGAAGAAGGAAAAUAAGUCAGACUGUGCCAAAAUUGCUGCAUUCCAGCAACUUCUGCUUUUAAUGGCCGUUCAUCUUUUCAAGAAUCCGUCUGAAACAAUGGAUGUUCUGAGCGACCUUCUGAAAUGCACAGAGAGGGCAUUCAGCAAAGAACCUAAGAAGAAAAAGGCUGACAAUGCAGAGCCAGGAUGGAUUGAGGUGAUGGUGGAAAUCCUUCUCUCCCUCCUUGCCCAGCCCAGCCUGCUCAUACGUCGCAUUUCCAGGAGCGUGUUUGUACGAAUAUGCCCCAAUCUGAACAAGAGGGGUUUGCAGCUGAUCCUGGAUGUUCUUGACCCAUACCAGGAGCAAAAUGAAGAAAGUGCUGUUGUUGUGAUGGAAGAAUCAAACAAAAAGAUGAAACCUACACAGGACGUGGACGAGGAAGGAAGUGAGGACUCGGAUGAAGACGACUCUGAGGAAGAGAAUGACAGUGGAGAUGAGGAAAAGAAUGAAGAAGUAGAUGAUGAUUUUCGCAGUCAGCUGAUGAACGUUCUCCAAGCAGGGAAUGCAUUGGGAGGAGAUGACAGUGACGAAGAGCUGGAUGAUGAAGCUAUGAUGGCUCUUGACAAGAACAUCUCAGCCCUUUUUGCAGAGCAGCAGAAACGGAUCCAGGCGAAGAAGGAUGAGAAAGACAGGAUACGGAAAGAAACGAUCCUACGGAGGGAUUUCAAGAUUAAGGUGCUGGAUCUGAUUGAAGCGUUCCUGACUAAACAAUCAGAGAGCCCCUUGGUGUUUGAUGUCAUUGAGCCCCUGCUUCAUGUCAUUGAACAAUGCAUGGGCUCAGACUCUGGCAAGCAAGAGGUUGACUUCCUCCAGAAAACAGCCAAUAUCUUCAGGAACUCACUGUGUCGAGCUAAGCAGUACUGCAAGAAAGCAGAUGCCCUGAAAGAAGAUCUGCAUGCUUUUGUGGAGAGGCUUGUGAAUAAGGCCUGCAAGCACACUGACUCUUCUGUGGCUCUCUAUUAUUUCAGUGCCUCAUUAUACCUGCUCAAAGUGUUGAAAGGAAAUACACCCGAUAAGUCAUCAACCCCUCUGCCAGAGAACCAGAGUGAGACCACCCCACAGGCUUCUCAGCUUUUGAGCACAGGUUGUUUGGAUAUGGAGAGGGUGACUGCAAUAUAUCGGGAAGCACUGACACAGCUGUUGACUAAACGGAAGACUGCCCUUACAACCUCCAUGUUCUACGAUUUCUUCAGCCGCUUCCCGAUCAUGUGUAAGCCAUUAGCAGAUACUCUUGUCAAGUGUAUCACAGCGGGAGCCAGGCAACAUCACCAGGGCCAGGCCUGCGUCCUCCUCCGGAGGGUUCUGCUAAUUCCUGAGAUGAAGCUCGUCAUGACAAAGCAGGAGUGGGAGGAAUUGAUCAGAGAAAGCAUCAGCCAAGCGACAGAGAGUUUGAAAAUGGUUGGCGACUGUACGCUGAAGGCUGAGAAGGAGAAAGUUGGCAAGACCUUCGAGCUGUUGAACUUCCUUCUCAAAAUUGCGGCGGCGGAGAACCUGCGUGUGAAGUUGACGGAGCUGGACAGAGUGCUGGUAGCUCUGAACUGGCCAGAACGCAUUGGGAAUUCGGCACGUCUCGACUCUCUCUACUGGAACGUCAUGAGCUGGCUGAACCACACGAAGCCCAAGAAAGAGAAGACAACCAAUAAGCCUGUGCAGGAGGCAGAGCCGCUUAAGCGGAAGAAGAAAGGCUUCCUGCCAGAGACCAAGAAACGCAAGAAUCGCAAGAAGGGCAAUCAGGAGAAUGGGGUAGCACCAGAAGCUGGUGAAGAUGGAGAACCAGCAGCCCCAGAGGAGCAGGCCUUGGGAGGAGAAACCCCCAAGAAGAAGAAAGGAGAAACCCCCAAGAAGAAGAAAGGCAAACACAAGAAUCAGAACAGAGGGGUCAGGGAAAAUGGGGUGGCAAUGGAGGACAGUGGGGAGGAAGCUGUUAGUGGAGGAGAUGCUGUGGCUGACAAGAAAAAGAAAAAGAAGAAGAAGAAGCAGAAUAUGAACAGAAAAAGAAAAGGUGAUGCCGGCAAUGAAGCCGAGCAGAUUCCAGCUGCAAAGAAAACCAAGUGGAGUGUCAGCCAGGAGACCCAGCAGAAGCAGGGCAAAGCCAACCAGCAGAAGCAGGACAAAGCCAACCAGCAGAAGCCAGGCAAAGCCAAGAAAAAAAGAAAAGAGAAAAAAACUCCAGCGCUGCAGGAGUAAACUCCAUGGACUUACCCAGGCUGGCAGGCAUGGCUAGCGUGGCUCAGAGGACUGUUUUAAUAUCUUUUAUAACUAUAGUUUUUAUGUCCUCCCUGACUUUAAAUAAACCUCCCAUGAUGCUGAG